AUGGAUCUUUCAAAACUUACAAAAAAGACGCUCAAAGUCUCUAGAGGCUUUACCUACACCUACUACUCCGCAGGUGCCCAGGAGGCAAAGCCUACCAUCGCGCUUUUCCACGGUUGGCCCGACUCGGCAAAGGUCUGGGCUGGGUUCGUCAAUGACUACCUACUACCGCAUGGCUACGGCGUUAUCGCCCAGGACUGCCUCGGCUACGGCGAGACCUCCAAGCCCACCGACAUCGAGUCAUACGGAUGGCAGCAUAUAACGACCGACAUCGCCGAGAUCCUUGACGCUGAGAACGUGCCCAAGGUCAUUUCCCUCGGCCACGACUGGGGAAGUGGCCUAGCCCAGAGGCUUUAUCACUUCUAUCCUUCACGGGUACAGGCCCUUGUCAUGGUGAACGCUCCCUAUAUGCCACCAAGUGGAGACUUCGACCUGGACUCGGUGAAUGCCAGAACCCGGGAGGCCUUCGGCAUGGGUCUCUUCGAGUACUGGCACUUCUUCGCCUCGGAAGACGGUCCUGGCAUAAUGAACCGUAACCUUGAAUCUGUAUACAGUGCAUUGUUUGGUGACCCUCACACUUGGCAAAACACAUUUUGUACUCCUGGUGGGAUGCGCAAGUGGAUCAGCGAAGGCCACACACAGCCGACACUACAAUACGCUACGCCCGAGCACAAAGCCGACUUUAUGGACCGCUUCUCUGAGGAAGUUGGAUUCCAGGCAUCGUGUUGUUAUUAUAAGUCAACUGUAUUUGGUGUCCAAAAUAAGGCGGAAAAGCUAGCGGCCGAAGGCACGAUGAUGGUCAACGUGCCAACCCUUUUCUGGGGCGUUGAACAGGACUAUGUGUGCAGGCCCGCCGGACUUCAGCCGAGUAUCCAGGCUGGGCUACUGCCGAAUUUAAAGAUAGUCACAAGAGAGGGUGGACAUUGGGCUCUACUUGAGAAACCAGCUCAAUUUGGCCAGGAUGUGCUGGGCUGGCUGCAAGAGACAUUCUAG
Colletotrichum truncatum is the source of this 990-nucleotide messenger RNA. Its product is annotated as putative epoxide hydrolase. The record is from RefSeq and is a predicted model, not a curated record. NCBI's taxonomy places the organism in Eukaryota, Fungi, Ascomycota, Sordariomycetes, Glomerellales, Glomerellaceae. Gene Ontology annotation, molecular function: hydrolase activity.